AUGGCGGCAUCAAAGUCUAGGGAUACAAUUUGUGACGCAGCCAUCAUUGGCUUCGCUCUCAAUAGUGACGGCUCCGAGGCAGUCUUCUCGCCCAAUAAUCAUUUGUUGCACAUUGUGGAUUGCAAGAACAAAAAGGACUGCGGCACAUGGGAAAUUCGCGCCACUUUGGAACAGCAUGACCAGUCCGUCUCUGCCACCGCCUGGCAUGGUGGAACGAAUCGUAUUCUCUCUUGCGCGCAGGACCGCACUGCUUUUGUGUGGUACCGCAACUCAAAAGGAAACUGGAAGCCGCAGAUGGUGAUGCUCGACGCAGGUGUGAAGCGGGGACUGACGAGCUGCGCGUGGAGUCACUCAGGUUCCAAAAUUUAUGUUGGCUCCGCCGCAUCCAACAUUGCUGUAGGGCGCUUUGAAACGGAGGAUGAGUGGUGGAUCUGCCGCUUGCUAGAGGGACACAGUAGCACAGUGACGGCGCUCGCACCGCAUCCAUCAGACGAUGCGCUACUGGCCUCUGGAGGCACUGAUGGAAAGCUUAUGCUUGUCUCAACAUACAUGAAAAAGUUAGAUGGUAGAAAGUGCAAGUCUUUUGCUCACGUCUACCUCGAGAAAAACUUUGGCGCGUGGGUCCACGCAAUUGCGUGGGCGCCAUCCGGUCAGCGCCUCGCCGUCGCUACACAUGAUAGUCGGGUGCACGUCUUCGAUGUGGGUUUAUCUGGCAGUUUCACACAUGACGCGGUCUCUCCAACGCUGCACACUAUCACCAUGUCCAUACUUCCGCUGAAGGCACUUGCGUUUGUGGCAGAGGACCACCUCGUUGGUGGAGGUUUUGACUAUUACCCGGUUCUCUUCACCCCUAUUGAGGCAGGAGCAGGAUGGGAAAUGAGCGGAAAGUGGACGAUAAGCCGAGCAAAGGGGGUGAAAACGGCGCAGCAAAUUGCCCGCGAAAAGUUUCAAAAUGAGGCUCGUAUCGGGCAGGCAGAGUUGAUUGAAGAUGAGCAGAAUCGCCACAAGAACACCAUUAACAGUGUCAUUAGCCUGUUUGGCCCCAACGCCCCCACAAUACCAGACAUAAAUGAUCCUGUUUUCGCGACAGCCAGUCUCGAUGGACGGGUUGAGAUGUGGACUAUGGGGGAAGUCAUGCGUACCACCUAG
Molecule: messenger RNA, 1149 nt
Organism: Trypanosoma grayi
Lineage: Eukaryota; Euglenozoa; Kinetoplastea; Trypanosomatida; Trypanosomatidae
Product: putative ARP2/3 complex subunit
Exons: 1
Coding region: 1-1149 (382 amino acids)
Biological process (GO): Arp2/3 complex-mediated actin nucleation
Cellular component (GO): actin cytoskeleton; Arp2/3 protein complex
Molecular function (GO): actin filament binding
Source: RefSeq, a predicted model, not a curated record